AUGUUGCGACCCGUGUUGACUAUAUUUUUGCUGUUUCUCCGAAAUGACGCACUCGAGAACGGAUUGGCUAGGACCCCUCCGAUGGGCUGGAUGUCGUGGGCGGCAUUUUUCUGCGAGGUCGACUGCCAGAAACAUCCACAUGACUGCAUUAAUGAGAGGCUCUACGUGACGCAAGCCGAUCAGAUAGUUAGUGACGGCUUCCGCGAGGCGGGCUACACGUCAAUCCAUAUUGACGAUUGCUGGAUGGAGAUGCAGCGGACGGCGCUAGAUCGUCUGGCCGCCAACAGGUCUCGAUUUCCCAGCGGAAUCAAGAAUUUGGCGAAAAUGAUGCACCAGCGUGGCCUGCAGCUAGGUAUUUAUGAGGAUUACGGUACCUUGACGUGCGCCGGGUACCCGGGCAGUAAGGGAUACGUCGAGCUGAUUUUCGCCUCGACCGGGACAUUUUCCGAUUGGGAUGUGGACUACUUGAAAUUUGACGGGUGUUACUGUAAUAUCUCCGAGGUGGCGGCCGGUUUUAAAUCGAUGCGAUACGCGCUCGAAAAGGUGCAGAAGAAGAUGAUCUACUCGUGUGAAUGGCCGCUCUACCUCAAGCAGGCACCCGAAAUGAUUCACUACGAUGAGAUCGCUGAGAACUGUAAUUUGCCGAAAAUCAGGAGGGAAAUUGCAAAGGUGCAAAAGCCGGGCGCGUGGAAUGAUCCGGAUAUGCUCGUGAUCGGCAACGGCAAUUUGACGGUGGAGCAAUGUCGAUCCCAGAUGAGCAUCUGGUGUAUUUGGAGUGCCCCGUUAAUUAUGUCGACAGAUCUACGAAUCCUGAAACCGGAAUACCGCGAAAUACUUUUGAAUAAGAAGGCGAUCGCCGUCGAUCAGGAUCCGAUGGGAAAAUUCGGAAAGAGGGUCUAUAAGGAAGGCGAUUUGAACAUCUUCUCGAAACCCAUCCAGCCGAUUGAGGGCGAGAAGACAUCAUUGGCACUCGCGUUACUAAAUCGGAAUCCCGAUUCCCCGAUUGACCACACGUUCACUCUAUCUUCAUUGGGCCUGCACGAGCCGGUGAAGCUCUAUCGAAAUUCUUGGAGCAACACCGAGUUCGGCAAGGUCAACCCGGACGCGUCGAUUAAGGUGACAAUCCACCCGGGCGACACCCUCUUCUUCACUGCAAAAUUACUAUCGGGUCAA
Mesorhabditis spiculigera is the source of this 1173-nucleotide messenger RNA. The record is from the annotation of a GenBank genome assembly. Lineage: Eukaryota; Metazoa; Nematoda; Chromadorea; Rhabditida; Rhabditidae.